Messenger RNA from Phyllopteryx taeniolatus (common seadragon), 912 nucleotides. RefSeq names its product regulatory factor X-associated ankyrin-containing protein (gene rfxank). Gene Ontology annotation, molecular function: protein binding. Gene Ontology annotation, biological process: regulation of transcription by RNA polymerase II. The record is from RefSeq and is a predicted model, not a curated record. NCBI's taxonomy places the organism in Eukaryota, Metazoa, Chordata, Actinopteri, Syngnathiformes, Syngnathidae. Gene Ontology annotation, cellular component: nucleus.
GUCUUUCGAUAAUUAAUGUUUCAUUUAAUAAAAUUCAAUGUGUUUUUGCACUCCUCGACGACUAUCGUGACACCGGUGAUAAUGGACACAGGAGGAGACCAAGACCCAAAUAAUCACACAUCAAGUGCAAAGUCUUGUGAAUACAGAGAGAAUGCCGACGCGGAUGAAGAGGGUCUGUUCAACCAUUCGACCACGCUCACCAACAGGCAGCGUGGCAAUGAAGUUAAUGCACGCCCAACAAAGUUAGACUCUCUGUCCAUACAUCAGCUCGCCGCCCAGGGUGAGGUUUUGCAAGUGGCAGUCCAACUAAAUAAAGACAGUUCGCUGCUGAGCAAACAGGAUGAAGGGGGCUUCACUCCUCUUAUGUGGGCAGCGGCGUUUGGAGAGAAAACAGUGGUGGACUUGCUCUUGGAAAAGGGCGCAGACCCCAAAAUAGUUGCAAGGGACCGAGAAAGUGCGCUGACGCUGGCCAGCUCCGGAGGCUACGUGGACAUCAUCGAGGCUCUCCUAAGACGUGGGGUUGACGUCAACGCCUAUGACUGGAAUGGAGGGACUCCGCUUCUGUAUGCUGUUCGAGGAAACCAUGUUAAAUGUGUAGAGGCGCUUUUAGCUAAAGGCGCUGACAUGACCACAGAGUCCGAUUCUGGCUACAGUGCAAUGGCCUUAGCUGUUGCUCUCGGAUACAAAAAGAUUCAGAAGGUGUUGGAGGACCAUAUCCUGAGACACUAUAAUCCAACAUGCCGAUAAAUUAAACACCUAGAAAGUACUUAUUUUUGUUUAGUUUGUAUGCAAGGCAGUAUAACAAAAAUGGAUCAAUAAUUGCUAACUGUGCAACUCGCAGGAUUGUUCAAUUUGGCUGUAGACCAGCAACAAUGAAUGUAAACAAGUUGUAAUAAAUUAAUUUUGUUAUGG